GCCCAGUUGUGCUCUCUGCAGCCACAGUUUUUUGCGUCGCACAAAAACAGCCGUCGCUCGGUCCGCCAUGGCGAACGAGAACGCCGUGCAGGUGGUCGAGGAAAAACAGGAGUGGGGCGGUGACAAGCCAGACUCUGAUGAUGACAAGAAUGCUGAUGAGCAUGCGUCGUCCUCCUUUCUGGCGCGCGAGCGACGCCUGAGCGCCGGCCAGGAGAUCUUGAAAGACCAAGAGAGGAUCCUGGGAGAUACCCAGGUCGAAGUGGUGAAUCAGAGGGAGGAGUGGAGAGGCGGCGAAGAGUCGGACGAAGAGCAGGCAGAGCAGGCCCAGGAGCAACGAGAGCGCACGGUGAAAAGACGAGCCUCGGAAUCCUUUGAAAAGAGAGAAAGUCGACUGCAGCAGGGCGCACUGGUGCAGCUUCGUUCCAGCUUCAGUGAGGCCAGCGUCAUGUCCUUUGACCAAAGCGGCAGAGCUGCCGAGCCGCCACGGGAAGAUCGGUGUAGCGACCGAUGCACCAACAUGUGUGUCCUCUCCUAAAAUGUGGUUGAAUUCUUGGG
This is a messenger RNA of Cladocopium goreaui, 555 nucleotides long. The record is from the annotation of a GenBank genome assembly. Lineage: Eukaryota; Dinophyceae; Suessiales; Symbiodiniaceae.